Helicoverpa zea (corn earworm) is the source of this 2295-nucleotide messenger RNA. It is a transcript of the gene Miga, whose product is annotated as mitoguardin. The record is from RefSeq and is a predicted model, not a curated record. Bases 306 to 1886 code for a protein of 526 amino acids. NCBI's taxonomy places the organism in Eukaryota, Metazoa, Arthropoda, Insecta, Lepidoptera, Noctuidae. The transcript is spliced from 10 exons. Gene Ontology annotation, biological process: mitochondrial fusion.
AUAACGAAACUGUCAUUACUUGAAACUGACAUGAGUGAAGAAAGCGCGAAUAUUUAAAAUUACCUUUAGUGUAUUUAAUGAUGUGUUUAGAGAGAUUAUUUACUGGAUUCAAGUGAUUUGAAUAUGAGAGUUAAAUAACUUACGAAAAACAUAUUAUUAUUUAUGUACAGUGUUAUAUAAAAGUCCUUCAGAUUAAAGUGCUAUUUUGACAGAUAACCUAAAAGAGCUCUGAUUAUAUCAGCGUUGUAAAUAAUAGGAUAAUAGAGACAAUUUGCAUUUCGAAAAUCCUAAUUGAACAUUGAAUAAUGCAGCUUUUAAUACAAGCUAGCCCACUAAUCGAUAAAUUAAAGCAUUGGCAUCGAGCGAUAUCUUUUAAUGAAGUGCAGUUAACUACUUCACAGAAGGUGGUAUUAUGGAGUUUAGGAGUUGUGGGCACAAGUGCGGUAGUUGUGGGGGUGCUAUCAAGAUAUUUAGCAAGGCGGCGAGCAAAGCCCAUUAUGAAUCCUCGGAUCCAGAGAGCACUCAAUAAAAGAAUUUCUCGCAUGAGAAGUCCUAAUGGAGGCAUGGGAUCGGUUGCAAGCAGUGGCGGUCGCAGCAGUCCCCUGGGUUUCAGUGAGCGGCUGUCGCUGGCGUCAGGCUCCAUCGGCUCAGGGGCUGGAGACGCGGCACCUCUAUCUCCUCAGCAAUUGGGAGUGAUGGGCAUGGAGGCGCUGGAGACGAGUAUAAACUACUGGGAGGACGCGCUGGCGGCGUUCUCGCUGGGCGCGCGCGGCGGCGUGUCGGGCACGCUCGCGCUCACCUCGCCCGAGGAGGCCGAGUUCUGUCGCGAGAUACAGGACCUGCUGCAGGACGCAUACCUUCUACAGGAGCGUUGCGAGCUGCUGUUCUUGGACCAGCGGUCGGUGCUGUUCCGGUCGGAGAGCGGCGGCGGCGCGGCGGGGUCGGGCGGCUCGGGCGGCGCGGGGCGGCGCGUGCGCCUGCUGUCGCACUCCGCCUCCGAGCACACGCGCCGCGAACACCACUCCAGCGCAGAAUCCUUCGCCUCGGCUGAGGAUCAGGUUGCUGACCUACGAGACUUCGACGAUUUAACGGAAGCUUUACCAGAACUAGAAAACUUAGAAUUAUAUCAGGCUGCUGUUAAGCAGUUCGAAGUCGGCAUACCUUACAGGACACUUCGCACAGAGGUGGUACAGUGCAGCUCAGACUCGGAGUUCCUGUGCAAGCUGCACUGCCUGCGACAAGCCUUCACGCAGGUGUUCAAGGACGCGGCCGUGUGGGCCUGGUUCGUGGACGCCGGACGACAAGUGCUCACUGAUCUAUUGCUGUUCGCUGACAAGGAACCAAAGGAAUUCCUGGUAGCAUACGAAGAAAUGGUGUCGUGGGCAACGGACGCAGCUAAUUGGGCAACAAUCGAAAGUGAACUUACGACUAAAGGAGUUAAGGCCUUGACAUUCUACGACGUGGUAUUGGACUAUAUUCUAUUGGAUGCAUUUGAAGACCUUGCGUCGCCACCUUCAUCCGUGCUAGCAGUAGUCCGCAAUCGAUGGUUAUCAGAUGGAUUUAAAGAGAGCGCAUUGACAACGGCUGUGUGGUCUGUAAUUAAGGCCAAGCGGCGGUACUUGCAGUACCCGGACGGUUUCAUGGCUCAUUUCUACUCCAUAUCGGAGCACUUGCUGCCGGUGCUGGUGUGGGGCUUCCUGGGUCCGCACGAGCGACUGCGUGAUGUCUGCGAGUCCUUCCAGUCAGAAAUCGUAGGCUUCAUAGCAGACCUGUUCAACUUCCAGAAAUGUCGCUACACUAAUGUAGACGACCUUGCCGCUGACAUAAUGCAACACGCUAGAUUACGUUCCGCUAACAUUACCGAUAAACUGGCUGAACGUAUAUAAAUAGUUGACACGCGUAUAAUGUGUCUUGGAUCAACGAUCAGUUGCUAAGCAGUAUGCCUAUGAUAAGUAUUCGCCUUUACCUCAAAUUUUCAUCUCGUUGUUGACGUUAUUUAAUCAUGCAAUUUACCGAGGAAUUAUAUUACCAAUUAUAAGAGAUGCUAGAAAAUACUAUGUUAAUAAUUAGAAGCUACUCAUUGCUAACAAAACCAUAACUAUCUUGCUAAGGUUGUAGCUACAUAUAUGGAAUCUUAACAUUCCUAUGGUUAUUUGUUCUGCUCUUCUUGGUAAUGUGGCGACAUUUUUAGAGCUCAAAUCGUUACGUAUGUUUGUUAUGCUUCUAUUUUAGUCCUAAGAUAAAAAGUGUUCACUAUUCUGUCUGUAUCAACACGAAACAUGGAUAUUAAUUAAA